Molecule: messenger RNA, 1248 nt
Organism: Dendroctonus ponderosae (mountain pine beetle)
Lineage: Eukaryota; Metazoa; Arthropoda; Insecta; Coleoptera; Curculionidae
Product: proline-rich extensin-like protein EPR1
Exons: 4
Coding region: 88-684 (198 amino acids)
Source: RefSeq, a predicted model, not a curated record
CAUUUAAUAACUAGUAUAUAAAGCAAGAAACGGUGAUUUUUGGGUAGUUUAGUUAACUCAACAGUGGUGGUGAUUCAAGUGCUAGCAAUGAGGAUUUUAGUGGUCAGUGCCACUCUUUUGAUGGUGGUUUAUGCUAAGCCGCAAGGAUACUCUUAUCCUGCAGCUCCAAGUGGACCGAGUGCCCCUGGCGACAGUUACGGACCUCCUUCAGGACCUCCUGCAGGCCCACCUCCAUCGAAAUAUGGUCCUCCAGCUCAGAGCCCAGUAGUUCAGAAACACGUAUAUGUCCAUGUACCUCCACCAGAGAAAGAUCUCCCGAAACCCAGAAAACCUAUUGCUGUUGCCCCUGCUCAGAAGCACUACAAGAUCAUCUUCAUCAAGGCACCAACUCCACCAACUCCAACAGCUCCUGUUAUUCCGGUACAACCACAAAACGAAGAGAAGACUUUGGUUUAUGUGCUUGUGAAGAAACCAGAGGAAGCACCAGAAAUUACCAUUCCGACACCAGCCCCAACUCAACCAAGUAAACCCGAAGUUUACUUUAUCAGAUACAAAACGAAGAAAGAGAAUGGUGGCGGUCCAUACCCAGACAGUGGACAACCGCAAAAUGGUGGAUAUCCUGCUGCAUCACCACCUUCGUCCGAAUAUGGGGCUCCAAGUGGCGGAACCAACGGAUAUAAAUAGAUUUGUACUUUUACAACGUAUACCACCUGUCAUAGACUAUAAAUAGUUUACAUCUUUUAUAACUUUAAGAUACUUUUGCCAAUGUAACAUAUUUUAGACUUCAAACAGUUUGCUACUGGGUACCAGUAGGUGCAGAAAAUGUGCUGAACUAUGUAAUUGAACGUAUAUUGUAACAAUGUAGACAAUUUAACUGUGCAUCUGUUAAUACGUCAGUCAAUUCUUCAUCUAGCUGGAGAUCGAAUUCUCCAAUGUAUUUUUUAUUUUUGUAUUGUAUAGAGAGCGAAUAUUAUUAAGCGAUAUUGAAACGGUGACAAAUAUAUUCCUAGUUAGUAAUGUUACGAUCCACGAGACUAUUAAGUAGUUAAUAAUGUUAGGUUGACACAAGUUGAUAGUCGUAGUUUUACAGAUCUGUGUUAUGAUUAUGUCAGUGUAUAUAUAUACAUACGUUAGUUAAAAUAUUGAAGGUUAUUGCUUAUUGUUAUAUCUAUUUUUUUACUUUUUAUAUAAUCUGUCAUGUGUUUAUGUAUUUGAAUUUAAAUAUUGAAAUAUAUUUUUUCAAAUCAA